This is a messenger RNA of Quercus lobata, 1389 nucleotides long. RefSeq lists its product as uncharacterized. NCBI's taxonomy places the organism in Eukaryota, Viridiplantae, Streptophyta, Magnoliopsida, Fagales, Fagaceae. The coding region runs from base 1 to 1389 and encodes 462 amino acids. The transcript is spliced from 2 exons. The record is from RefSeq and is a predicted model, not a curated record.
AUGUCCAAGAUUCGCGACGAUGCUCUAUCAAUGAUUUGGUAUGGAGGACGCCUUUCACAACAAUAUGUUGUUGAUAAUUAUGUAAAAAUUGAAACACACAAGCUUAGGUGGUUUGAGCACAAUCAAGAUUCUAUUAGGGCAGAUCUGUACCAAGGCCUACAAGAUGCUUUCCAUGAAGGAGAGAGUGAUACUGGAAAUGUUGGACAUAGAACCAUUCUACCUUCAUCAUUUGUGGGAAGCCCACGCGAUAUGAUCCAACGAUUUCAAGAUGCAAUGUCAUUGGUUCAAAAGUUUGGGAAACCAGAUUUAUUCAUCACAAUGACGUGUAAUCCAGGAUGGGAAGAAAUCCAAAAUGAGCUUUUACCCGCACAAACCGCACAUGAUCGUCCAGACUUGCUUGCAAGAGUUUUCAAAUCAAAAUUUGAAGAAUUGAAAGAUGAUAUUGUGGUUAAAGGGGUUCUCGGAAGAGUUAUUGUAUAUGUGCAAGUCUUUGAGUUCCAAAAAAGGGGUUUACCACAUGCCCACAUGCUUAUAAUUCUCGAUGAAGAUGAUAAAUUGCAUAAUCCAGAGGAUUACGAUCGAGUUGUUAAAGCAGAAAUACCGUGUAAGGAGGAACAACCUCAGUUACAUAAAGCUGUACUGAAACAUAUGAUACAUGGUCCUUGCGGAGUACAAAAUCCAAGAUCACCAUGUAUGAAAAAUGGGCGAUGUAAAAAAGGAUACCCAAAGCCUUUCUCGCCAGAAACCUACCAAGGCAAUGACUCAUAUCCUGUUUACAAACGAUAUGAUACUAAUAAUCCCGUGCCAUUGAAUGAUCAUUGCAGGAUUAUGGUAGACAAUACUCGUGUCUCUAUGAAAGUUAGACCAGGCCCAAAUUAUGAUGAGGUCGAACAGUACGUUGAUGCAAGAUGGGUAUGUGCUCCAGAGGCAUGUUGGAAGAUAUUUUCUUUCCCUAUGUAUCGAAUGUACCCUGCCAUUUUUCGUUUGCAAAUUCAUCUUCCAGAUAGACAACAGGUACAUUUUAGACCACAUGAACCAAUUGCUAAUGAUUUGGAGCGAAGUAAAAAGACAAUGCUCACUGAAUUUUUUUAUAUGAAUAUGAUUGAUCAUGAUGCACGAAAUUAUCUAUAUAGAGAGUUCCCUGAGCAUUAUUGUUGGGAUUAUAAAAACAAAACAUGGACACAAAGAAGAUCUCAUAAAAAAGUAGUGGGCAGGGUAUAUACUGUUUCACCAUUUGAUGGAGAGAAGUUCAAUUUGUGUGUUCUUCUUAAUCAUGUCAAGGGGCCAACAGGAUUUGACGAUUUAUUGACUGUGAAUGGGAUAACCUAUCCAACUUUUAAACAAGCAGCUCAACAUAGGGGUUUACUAGAGAAUGAUAACAGCAUAUGA